Diabrotica virgifera virgifera (western corn rootworm) is the source of this 1662-nucleotide messenger RNA. It is a transcript of the gene abo, whose product is annotated as DET1 homolog. The transcript has a single exon. The coding region runs from base 1 to 1662 and encodes 553 amino acids. The record is from RefSeq and is a predicted model, not a curated record. Gene Ontology annotation, molecular function: ubiquitin protein ligase binding; ubiquitin-like ligase-substrate adaptor activity. Gene Ontology annotation, cellular component: cullin-RING ubiquitin ligase complex; nucleus. NCBI's taxonomy places the organism in Eukaryota, Metazoa, Arthropoda, Insecta, Coleoptera, Chrysomelidae. Gene Ontology annotation, biological process: positive regulation of proteasomal ubiquitin-dependent protein catabolic process; protein ubiquitination.
AUGGAAAACUUUCGCAAGCGAAGACGAAUAAAACCGCAGAAUAUAGUCAUACGUUUGGAUCACAGACAGAUAUACGGGUACAAACGUCCUGGAACUCAUUUUCACACCGCGCGACAAUUUUACCAAAAUGUUUUCCCGAAUUACACAGUUAUAAAUAUAGAAAAACCACCGUGUUUCCUAAGAAAAUUUAGUCCGGAUGGCAAACAUUUCAUAGCUUUCUCUGCCGAUCAAGCUUGCCUUGAGAUUUACUUCUACAGAGGGCCAGCUGCAGCUGCAGAUUUGUUACGAAACUGCGACCACCGAAAUGAAGAACAUAAACUAUUCGAGAUCAAAACGAAAAUGUUUGAAAGAUUUUUUACGUUGAAACAUCUGGUUAGCGUGGCCAAAGGUACAGAGCAACUGAACAGAGAAUGUAGUCUAUUCAGCGAAGACGGGAGAUACGUCAUAAUAGGAUCAGCUUCUUUUAUACCAGAAGAGAUAAGACCACAUUUUUAUGAAAUCUACACAAGCAAUGAAUCCGUAACUCCCAACCUUCAGUCACCUUUAGAAGACUACACGCUAUAUUUGAUUGAUCUACAUUUAGGAAAACUCUGCGACACUAGGAAGUUUAAAGUAGACAAGAUAUUUUUGUCCCACAAUCAAGGGUUGUACCUCUACAGAGACACUCUUGCUGUUUUAUCCGUGCAGCAUCAACUCAUUCAUAUAUUCCAAAUUCUGGACGGCAUGUUUGUUGAUAUAAAGAAAAUAGGAAGGUUUUGUUACGAAGAUGAUUCUUAUAUUUACAAUUCUGUGUUUCCUUUUGAGAGAGCAUUUAGAGAAACUUGUAUAAAUUCGUUAAAACACAGAUUACUUACGUUCUUAUAUCGAAGGGCUGCAGCUAUAAGUGCCAGGAACAAUAAUCCCACUGAGUUAAGAAAGUUUUAUCAUUCUUUUGGUAAUUUCGCCUCUCUAAAGAUGUGGAAGAUGCAGCUAUUGGACGAUAAUACGUUAUUUAUAAAAUACGCUUCUGAAGAAGUCGUAACGCUUAAAUCAACAGACGUGAACAGCCAACCUCAGUUCUUUGUAGUGUACGAUGUGAAAUCAAGCAAUAUAUUAGCAAUAUACGAGAAUUCAUCCAGAGAGUUGCUGGAUCUUUUUGAAAAUUUCGCUGAUUUCUUCCGAAACGCUAGUAUAUAUAACGAAACUCAGUUCACGUGCAGUCCUUCUAACAACUUAUAUGCUCGCCUUCUCCAAAAACGGUUUAAACAGACAAUUACAAACGCUAAGUUUGGAGGGCAAACCGAAGCUAUUAAAAGACUGUGUGCUCAACUGCCUAUCAGUGCCCAAUCGUACAGUUGUUCCCCUUACCUCGACUUAGCUCUAUUCAGCUAUGAUGAAAAGUAUGUGUCGGUUAUGGAACGCCCUAAAGCCUGCGGUGAACACGCCAUUCGGUUUUAUUCUAGAGACUCUGGGUUCUUGAGGUUUAAAAUUUGUGCUGGUAUUACCAGACCUAGCACUCCCCCUAUGAGAAGACUCGUCGCUUUUACCUUUCAUCCCACCGAUCCCUUUGCUAUCUCGGUACAGCGAGCUAAUGCUGAGUAUAUCGUCAGUUUUCAUAUAAGAUACGAUGGCGUAUCAACUGACGAAGAUGGCGAGAGUCCCUAUCUGCUGAAUUUUUUAUAA